AUGGCUCUUGCCACCCCAGCCUUCUCCAACCAGGCGUUCUACCAGGAGCAAUUCGGCCAAUCAGACCCGGUUGUUCCCGCGCCCCCUGCGCACGGCAAGGUGGACUUCCUCCACAACAUCUGCGCUGACUGUCCAUUCAUCUCUUCAAACAAAUCGGAUCUUGAACAGCAUGCCUUGGAUGCCGGGCACUCCUCUUUCCCCUGCAUCUGUGGGGCGCAGUUCGCCAGAUCCUACUGCCUGACGCGCCACAUCAAUUCCAAGAUCGGGCCUAGCUUCCCUUGUGGGCUAUGUGACGACAAGUCCUUCCCUCGACUGGACAAGCUGGGUGACCACCUACGCCGCUGGCACAGAUUGGGAGCCAAGGCCUUCAACCAAUACAAAGGCGGAGAUUCAUGCGGUGGCUCCGUCCCACUGCCGCCCGGCGGGAACCCUCCUGUGCAGGCUGAGGAUCCCCGGCAGGCUUAUCCUGUGACACCUGGCUUCGGACCUGCGCCGAUGUUCAAUGGGUUCCUCUCGGCCCCAGGCACAGCGCCGGAUGCCUCCUCGGUUGAAUCCAACGCAAGCCCGGGUAGCUUCACAGCCGCUGACAACUGGUGGUAUUCUCAGCCGGACAACAACACGGCGUACCCAUCGUGA
Molecule: messenger RNA, 636 nt
Organism: Diaporthe citri
Lineage: Eukaryota; Fungi; Ascomycota; Sordariomycetes; Diaporthales; Diaporthaceae
Exons: 3
Coding region: 1-636 (211 amino acids)
Source: RefSeq, a predicted model, not a curated record